AAUCAGAGGUUUGGAAAUUCUAUUAUCCAUGUGUCUGAAAAUUAAAGAAGGGCUUCGUAGCCGUAGUCGUAGCCGACCCGCACAAUAAAAGAGAGCCUCUUCUGGAGCCGACUGAAAAUGUCGUGCUUAACAGAACACUACUGUAAAAGCUGCCCCUCAAUCUGCUUCACUUCAUAUAUGCCUCAGAAACCCAACCCUGUUCCACUAUUCCAAGCACCACACUUUCUCUCUCUAGUCUCUUCCCCUCUCUCUCUCUCUCCCACACCAUAAAAGCCCCUCACACUCCCUCCCUCGCAGUCCCACAACACCAACCCUACCCCUUCAGCCUUUCUCUUAUUUCUCUGUUGAUCAUCUUCUUCUCCAGUCAUUUCAUCAGACUCAACCGACCUAGCUUAGCUUAACUUACCCAGAUGCCGUCAGACUCGGGCGACCCGAACAACCGGAGACCCACAAAGGCGCAGAGUCUGGGAGCUCCGCCGCCGGAGCAGGAGCACCUCCCUUGUCCCCGCUGCGAGUCCACCAACACCAAGUUCUGCUACUACAACAACUACAACUUCUCUCAGCCUCGUCACUUCUGCAAGUCCUGCCGCCGCUACUGGACCCACGGUGGGACACUCCGUGACAUCCCCGUCGGCGGCGGCAGCCGCAAGAACGCCAAGCGCUCCCGCACCUCCUCCACCGGUUCCAUGGUCUCUUCUGCAUCUGAUCACGCCUUGCCGGCCACCCCGGUUUUUGUGCCGGUAUCGGCUGGACAAGGCGGGGCCGGGCAGUUCGGCGGUUGCGGUGGCGGUGUGAAGGGGAAUGUGAGUAAUGGAGGGAGCUUUACUUCUCUGCUCAACACUCAGCCCGGGUUUUUGGCGCUGGGAGGAUUUGGGCUUGGGCUUGCGACUGGGUUUGAGGAGAUGGGCUUUGGGUUCGGGAGAGCGAUGUGGCCUUUUCCCGGCGUGGGGUCGGAUGGUGGUGCUGGAAUCGGGGCGAACGGCGUGUCGCAUGGGAUGAUGAACGCGUGGCAGUUCGAGAAUGGCGAGACUGGUGGGCUUGUUAACGUUGGUCUCGGUGGUGGUGGAGAGUUCUGUUCUUGGCCAGAGCUGGCAAUUUCUACUCCUGGUAAUGGUCUCAAGUGAAGAAGCUUUGCUUUGCCUUGUAAAAUUUAGCUACUCUUUUUGGGUUUCUUAUGGAAAUUAUGUGCUUGAAUGCUCCUACGGUUUAAAGAAAAUAGUGUCGAGUCUUGGGACUAAUUUUACUCGGUGUAAUUUUAAUCCACGAGUACUUUAGUAGUUGUAGCAGCUUAAUGUUUUCA
Molecule: messenger RNA, 1300 nt
Organism: Rosa rugosa (rugosa rose)
Lineage: Eukaryota; Viridiplantae; Streptophyta; Magnoliopsida; Rosales; Rosaceae
Product: dof zinc finger protein DOF3.4
Exons: 1
Coding region: 411-1124 (237 amino acids)
Biological process (GO): regulation of DNA-templated transcription
Molecular function (GO): DNA binding; DNA-binding transcription factor activity
Source: RefSeq, a predicted model, not a curated record